AGUGAGUGGAAAAUAUGUGCAAACGCCCCUGAAGAGAGGCACACUGAUAUUCUCUCAUUCUGUGAUUUAUCCUACCCAAGGAGAGCACCCCACUACUCUGAAGGUAUAUUUCCAAUUCUUAUAGUUCAUGUAUUCUUUUGGUUGUCCCAUGUUAUGCUUGUUAGGUUUUAGGGCCUUUUAUAAAAGUGAAUUGUAGGCCUAUAGUUUUAGUGAUUAAUAGUAGAAUUUACUUAAUUAAAACAGCUGUAGGCUACUUACACUUGAGUCUACGAACAUACCACACUGAAAAUAUCUGUGUAGUAGAUACUUAAACUUUCAGAAUAAUACCUGUGAGCAGGGGCAGUAGUUGUGUAGUUAAACAUUACUUGGACAUUUUCUGAUGAAAGACAAACAGUAAAUGUGUGUCUGUGUGUAUGUUUAAGAUUAUUUUCUAUUCUAUGUAAUUUACUCUUGAUUGCAUUUCAUUUCUCAUCUCUGAUCUGUCUGAUCUCCUCUCAAUCCCUCAUUAAUUGACCACCAGAACAGACGAGGGAGCCAUUGCUGGGAAAAUGCAGGGCCAGAGAGAGAAGAUAUUCAUAUUGAUCCUCGUUGCUGCGCUCUCUCACAUGGUAAGAGUUUUGACCAAACACAUUAAAAGAUGUAUACAUUUGCCAUAACAUUUAAUUGAUUGAACCAUCAUACUGUGUAGAUAGACUUCUGGGCCAGUUUCCCAGAUCUAGAGCGAGCCUUUUCCUGGACUCUCCAUUGAGCAUGUUUUUAGUGAAGGAGUAAGCUUACUCUGGGUCUGGGAAACUGGCCUUAAUGUCCUAAAUUUGGGUCAGAGUUGGCUAAUUUGGCCAAUGCUUGAAUUUGAACUUGGCUAAUUGGAAUGUUACUGUCAUAACUUGUUAAGUGCCUAUACAGUGGGGGAAAAAGUAUUUAGUCAGCCACCAAUUGUGCAGGUUCUCCCACUUAAAAAGAUGAGAGAGGCCUGUAAUUUUCAUCAUAGGUACACGUCAACUAUGACAGACAAAUUGAGAAAAAAAAUCCAGAAAAUCACAUUGUAGGAUUUUUUUUGAAUUUAUUUGCAAAUUAUGGUGGAAAAUAAGUAUUUGGUCACCUACUAACAAGCAAGAUUUCUGGCUCUCACAGACCUGUAACUUUUUCUUUAAGAGGCUCCUCUGUCCUCCACUCGUUACCUGUAUUAAUGGCACCUGUUUGAACUUGUUAUCAGAAUAAAAGACACCUGUCCACAACCUCAAACAGUCACACUCCAAACUCCACUAUGGCCAAGACCAAAGAGCUGUCAAAGGACACCAGAAACAAAAUUGUAGACCUGCACCAGGCUGGGAAGACUGAAUCUGCAAUAGGUAAGCAGCUUGGUUUGAAGAAAUCAACUGUGGGAGCAAUUAUUAGGAAAUGGAAGACAUACAAGACCACUGAUAAUCUCCCUCGAUCUGGGGCUCCACGCAAGAUCUCACCCCGUGGGGUCAAAAUGAUCACAAGAACGGUGAGCAAAAAUCCCAGAACCACACGGGGGGACCUAGUGAAUGACCUGCAGAGAGCUGGGACCAAAGUAACAAAGCCUACCAUCAGUAACACACUACGCCGCCAGAGACUCAAAUCCUGCAGUGCCAGACGUGUCCCCCUGCUUAAGCCAGUACAUGUUCAGGCCCGUCUGAAGUUUGCUAGAGUGCAUUUGGAUGAUCCAGAAGAGGAUUGGGAGAAUGUCAUAUGGUCAGAUGAAACCAAAAUAUAACUUUUUGGUAAAAACUCAACUCGUCGUGUUUGGAGGACAAAGAAUGCUGAGUUGCAUUCAAAGAACACCAUACCUACUGUGAAGCAUGGGGGUGGAAACAUCAUGCUUUGGGGCUGUUUUUCUGCAAAGGGACCAGGACGACUGAUCCGUGUAAAGGAAAGAAUGAAUGGGGCCAUGUAUCGUGAGAUUUUGAGUGAAAACCUCCUUCCAUCAGCAAGGGCAUUGAAGAUGAAAUGUGGCUGGGUCUUUCAGCAUGACAAUGAUCCCAAACACACCGCCCGGGCAACGAAGGAGUGGCUUCGUAAGAAGCAUUUCAAGGUCCUGGAGUGGCCUAGCCAGUCUCCAGAUCUCAACCCAAUAGAAAAUCUUUGGAGGGAGUUGAAAGUCCGUGUUGCCCAGCGACAGCCCAAAACAUCACUGCUCUAGAGGAGAUCUGCAUGGAGGAAUGGGCCAAAAUACCAGCAACAGUGUGUGAAAACCUUGUGAAGACUUACAGAAAAUGUUUAACCUGUGUCAUUGCCAACAAAGGGUAUAUAACAAAGUAUUGAGAAACUUUUGUUAUUGACCAAAUACUUAUUUUCCACCAUAAUUUGCAAAUAAAUUCAUUAAAAAUCCUACAAUGUGAUUUUCUGGAUUUUUUUUUCUCAUUUUGUCUGUCAUAGUUGACGUGUACCUAUGAUGAAAAUUACAGGCCUCUCUCAUCUUUUUAAGUGGGAGAACUUGCACAAUUGGUGGCUGACUAAAUACUUUUUUCCCCCACUGUAUGUAAGAUACAUUGUUACACUGUGAUACUACCUGUAUUACAAAAGGUAACAUUUCUCUGUACUAUUACAGGUGACUCCUCUGCCAAAGCAAAUGGACAUGGCUCCUAAUGCCGUGGAUGAGCAGUACACUCACUGUCGGGAGCAGAUGCUGGAGAAGGUUUUGGAAGGGGGUCUGCUGAAAGAAGAACUGAAUAGCAGUCCAGAGUAUAGUGCUGCCUGGGGGGUAAAGCAGUGUACAAAGUUAAUCCCGGGAGGCGUCAAGGAACACACGACUGCAUUGGUGGCUUACGGACAUGGGGGAAAUGCGUUCAGAAAGAAUUUCAACAAUGCAGUGGAGAAUCAAGGUGGGAAUGUCAAUGUCUAUAAUGGCAACUUCCAGUUCAAAUCCCUUCACUUCCUGCUGAUGGAUGCCAUGAGGCUUUUGAAGCCAAAUAAAUGCCAAACUGUGUUUCGUGGCUCAAUUAAAAUGUAUGAGGCACAAGUAGGGUCAGAAGUGCGAUUUGGGAGGUUUACCUCAACCAAGGCCAAACGUUCCGACUCGGAGGAAGUUGCUACAGACAAUGGGAGCCUUUUUAACAUCAAUUCUUGCACUGUAGUCAACGUGGAGAACUACACUUGCUUCUCAGAAAGCAUUGAUCAGCUGAUAUCCCCAGCAGAGGUCUUUAGGGUGGCUGAAGUAAAGAGUGUAAGCAAUGAAGAUCACGAGUACAGAGAGAUCGUUUUGACAAGUUCAAGGACUCACAGCAUUGACAGCGUCCGCGACUGUUACCUCUUCCCCAGGUGAGGCCAGGCUAUGUAACCGUUCGAAAAGAUACAACAACAUUAGACUACCAAAUAGGUGUAGACGACACAAGAGUCAAGUGGUUUUAAAAUGUCUACCUUAUUCUUUGGAGAAUUAAAGUCUCUCUUUGUCUGUUUGUCUCACCAGAUCUCCUACAAGUAUGAGUCCUCCAUCAAUCAUCCCCACAGGCUCCUCUACUCAAUGGCUUGGCAGUAGUCUGUCUGUUCUUGUGGCUGUAUCUCUCUCUAUCGCCCUGAUCACCAGGACUGAUCAUCUCUGAUAAACAAGUUUUGAAUGCUAAUAGAUGCGGUAAAGAAGUCAAUGGAAUGGAGACCAUGGGGGAUAGAAGAAGGACGGCAGAUUAGCGCACAUUGAACAAAUCGGAUUUAACAAAAUAGAUAUUUGUCAAAUUGUAAUUUGUUAUUUAUUAUAACAUGCCCACAAUGUGGUUACUAAGUCUGAUUUGGAUAUAUUUUUCUGUUUUCGCUGCAUAACAUUUAGAAGUAGUCCCUUUUCAGGUUUAGAAGAAGUGACUGCUAAAGGCUAACUCACAUUCGUAUGAACUGGUACCAUAGAUAGCAUAGAGAAAUCGAUGGUGGUAGACAAAGUCGUUUUUAACUGUAAUGCAGUUUCAUGGUGAUGAUGACAUGAACAUGUAUUGGGGUUGACAUCAAUACUAGCAUUAUACUCUGAUUUUUACCUCAACAUAGUGUGACGUAAACAAUAGCCUAAAUGUAGGCUAAUUUUGCUGGUGGGCAAAGAGGAGAUUCUGGAUCAUUCCCCAACAGCAUCUUUCCCCCCCAUGCGUUUCGAUGGCAUUUCCAUUGUUUUGGUCGAGUUUCAUUGACCUCUUUACCACGUCUAUUGAAAAGGACAAACACACUCACACACACCAACAUGUACACUACCAGUCAAAAGUUUGGACACACCUACUCAUUCAAGGGUUUUUCUUCAUUUACAUUUUUUUUUACAGUGUAGAAUAAUAGUGAAGACAUCAAAACUAUGAAAUAACACAUAUGGAAUCAUGUAGUAACCAAAAAAUAUAUUUUAUAUUUGAGCAUCUUCAAAUAUCCACCCUUUGCCUCGAUGACAGCUUUGCACACUCUUGGCAUUCUCUCAACCAGCUUCAUGAGGUAGUCACCUGGUAUGCAUUUCAAUUAACAGGUGUGCCUUCUUAAAAGUUAAUUUGUGGAAUUUUUUUCCUUCUUAAUGUGUUUGAGCCAAUCAGUUGUGUCGUGACAAGGUAUUCAGAAGAAAGCCCUAUUUGGUAAAAGACCAAGUCCAUAUUAUGGCAAGAACAGCUCAAAUAAGCAAAGAGAAAUGACAGUCCAUGAAGGUCAGUCAAUACGGAAAAUGUUCAGAACUUUGAACAUUUCUUCAAGCGCAGUCGCAAAAAUCAUCAAGCGCUAUGAUGAAACGGGCUCUCACGAGGACCGCCACAGGAAUGGAAGACCCAGAUUUACCUCUGCUGCAGAGGAUAAGUUCAUUAGAGUUACCAGCGUCAGAAAUUGCAGCCCAAAUAAAUGCUUCACAGAGUUCAAGUCACAGACACAUCUCAACAUCAACUGUUCAGAGGAGACAGUGUGAAUCAGGCCUUCAUGGUCGAAUUGCUGCAAAUAAACCACUACUAAAGGACACCAAUAAUAAUAAGAGACCUGCUUGGGCCAAGAAACACGAGCAAUGGACAUUAGACCGGUGGGAAUCUGUCCUUUGGUCUGGAGUCCAAAUUUGAGAUUUUUCCAACCGCCGUGUCUUUGUGAGACGCGGUGUGGGUUAACAGAUGAUCUCCACAUGUGUAGUUCCCAUCGUAAAGCAUGGAGGAGGAGGUGUUAUGGUGUGGGGGUGCUUUGCUGGUGACACUGUGAUUUAUUUAAAAUUCAAGGCACACUUAACCAGCAUGGCUACCACAGCAUUCUGCAGCGAUACGCCAUCCCAUCUGGUUUGGGCUUAGUGGGACUAUCAUUUGUUUUUCAACAGGACAAUGACCCAACACACCUCCAGGCUAUUUUACCAAGAAGGAGAGUGAUGGAGUGCUGCAUCAGAUGACCUGGUCUCCACAAUCCACCGACCUCAACCCAAUUGAGAUGGUUUGGGAUGAGUCGGACCGCAGAGUGAAGGAAAAGCAGCCAACAAGUGCUCAGCAUAUGUGGGAACUCCUUCAAGACUGUUGAAAAAGCAUUCAAGGUGAAGCUGGUUGAGAGAAUGUCAAGAGUGUGCAAAGCUGUCAUCAAGGCAAAGGGUGGCUAUUUGAAUAAUCUCAAAUAUAAAAUAUAUGUUGUUUUGUUGAACACUUUUUUGGUUACUACAUGAUUCCAUAUGUGUUAUUUCAUAGUUUUGAUAUCUUCACUAUUAUUGUACAAUGUAGAAAAUAAUAAAAAUAAAGAAAAAUCCUUGAACGAGUAGUUGUGUCCAAACUUUUGACUGGCAAUGUAUGCAAUAUCAAUGCACACAGACACAUAGAUAUUCAUCAAAGGUGACAAAGCACAAACUUGUCAAACCCCUCUUAGCAUAAUUAUAUUCUCUUUUAUUGUUCUUGUAAAAAAAGAUCAUGGUGAUUAGAUAAGACCUUUAAAACAAUGUCGUAUACGUUUGCCAAUAAUUUGGGUAUCACAACAAUUGAGUGUGAGUGGUGUCCAGUUUUCAUAGACCAUUUGCCUCUUGUUUUUAUAUCAAAUAAAGCAAUACAUUUAGUAUUUUUGAGUGUUGGACAGGCCACCUUUGGCAUAUAUGCAUUGAGAUGGGGUGGGAAGGAUUGUUUGAUGAUUGAUUAAAUGUAUUAGAUAAUCCUAAGUAGUAAGCUUCUCCAGCUGGAGACAACUUUACAUACAUUGGGGUGAUAAGCAUUUACAUUUAAUGAAUGAUGUAAGGCUCAUAACCUGAAUGUCCAGACAUACAGUAUGUAUGACCUCUUUAAUAUUUGGCUUGUGUAAUAUGUGUGAGGGGAAAUUACUGUCAUCCCUAUGAGGGAUGUGGACAGAGAGUGCCCUUUCUCCAAGCUCAAGCCAUCCUCAAAAUCACAGUAGCACUAGCCUGUAGGUCUUAGAUACAAAGUUUUUGCACUGACUCAAUCACAGCUGGAGCCACACAUGUUUUGGCUAAUAUUUCAUCCUUAUCCCGGAAACAUGCAUGGUGUUUAGGCUUUUGUUCCAGCCCAACACUGGGCUCACUGGAUACAACUAAUCAACCGAUCAUAAAGCCCUUGAUUAAUUGAAUCAGAUGUUUUAGUACUACUGGACUGGAACUAAAACCUGCACACACUGUGUGUCCCCUGGACCAGAAUUGAAGAACAAAGACUUUUGAGUGUUGCCUCAUUGAAGCACAUGGGGGUUUCUGCAACGAGGAGUUGAGGUCAAGCUUGCCUUACAACUGUGGUGCUAAUAUCAAUAUGCACAGGUCCUGGUAUAACUGACGUGGUUUAAACUUGUACACUUAUUUUUUCUAAUAAAUAUGCCAGCCACUUGCUGGUUGUAACUAUGCUACUCUGUAUUAUCUAUCAUCAAUACUCUCCUCUAUGCCACACCCUGCUGCCUGCUACAUAAGAUUAACACAGAAUGAUCCACAAGCCAUAUUACUAUAUACUGAGUGUACACAAUAUUAGGAACACCUUCCUAAUAAUUUUGAGUUGCACCCCCCUUUGCCCUCAGAACAGCCUCAAUUCAUCAGGGCCUGGACUACAUGGUGUCGAAAGCGUUCUACAGGGAUGCUGGCCCACAGUUGUGUCAAGUUGGAUGUCCUUUGGGUAGUGGACCAUUCUUGAUAUACAUGGGAAACUGCUGAGCGUGAAAAACCCAGCAGCAUUGCAGUUCUUGACACACUCAAACUGGUGUGCCUGGCACCUACUACCAUACCCCGUUUAAAGGCACUUCAAUCUUUUGUCUUGCCCAUUCACCUUCUGAAUGGCAUACAUACACAAUCCAUCUUUCAUCAGUAAAAUAUCUGGAUUCUGUAUUGUGUCAGGUGGACUGUUGUGUCCUCACCUUUGUUCUGACCAUUUCCUCAUCAUCUCCAAAGUGUUCCCUUUCAGUUUUACCAUGGUCAUGCAUAGGCGUCUCAUAUUUCUUCAGUUAGAAACAUUUCAAUUUGGCCCUGUCCAUAUAGGCCAAUUCCCUUGAGUGUAAAGGGUCAAAUUCAUUGAGAGAAAAAAUGUGAUACGAGGCUAAGAAGUGAUAUUUUCCCAAAAUCAAAGGGUCGUGGAAAAUAUUGAUAAAAGGUCAGAUGGCACAAAAUUGCGAAAUUAGAAUGUUAUGAAAAGUUGAGUCCCACUUGAGUAGUUUGCCAAUUUCUCUGGGUUUAAAUAAUAUUUUUAACUGCUCUCUAUUCUUUAGGUUACUGCUAUGGUAAAGCAAGUGGAUAUGGCUACUAAUGCAGUGGAUGUCCAAUAUAUUCAAUGUCGAGAGCAGAUUCUAAAGAAGGGGGUCUAU
Messenger RNA from Coregonus sp. 'balchen', 7704 nucleotides. The record is from the annotation of a GenBank genome assembly. Lineage: Eukaryota; Metazoa; Chordata; Actinopteri; Salmoniformes; Salmonidae.